AUGGCCCUCUCGCUGUUCUCCGUCAAUGCCAUCCUCAUCCUCUCCACCGACGACUCGUCGCGCAUCCUCGCCAAGUACUACAAUGCUCCGCACCCGCCCGCCGGCACGCCCGCCCACGCCAGCAACUACCCCGGCGCAAACCCCUACCCCAACCUGAAGGACCAAAAGGCCUUUGAAAAGGGCCUGCUCGAGAAGACGGCCAAGCAGACCAAUGACAUCAUCCUCUACGACAACCGCGUCGUCGUCUUCAAGAUGGAGUCGGACGUCAUGCUCUACGUCGUCGGCGGCGCCGACGAGAACGAGAUCCUGCUCUACAACGUCAUCCUGGCCCUGAGAGACUCGCUCAACAUCCUCCUCAAGAACUCCACUGACAAGCGCACCAUCAUCGAGAACUACGACCUCGUCUCCCUGGCGAUAGAUGAGAUUGUCGACGACGGCAUCAUCCUCGAGACGGACCCCGUCAUUGUGGCUUCGCGCGUCAGCAGGCCGCCGCAGCAAGACUUCAACCCCAAGAACAUUGACCUGUCGGAGCAAGGUCUGAUCAAUGCGUGGGAGUUCGGCAAGCGCACGCUGGGUGAGCGCUUGAGGCAGGGCCUGUGA
Molecule: messenger RNA, 600 nt
Organism: Aplosporella prunicola CBS 121167
Lineage: Eukaryota; Fungi; Ascomycota; Dothideomycetes; Botryosphaeriales; Aplosporellaceae
Exons: 2
Coding region: 1-600 (199 amino acids)
Biological process (GO): retrograde vesicle-mediated transport, Golgi to endoplasmic reticulum; intra-Golgi vesicle-mediated transport; intracellular protein transport
Cellular component (GO): COPI vesicle coat
Source: RefSeq, a predicted model, not a curated record